AUGAUGGGAGGCAAAGCUCCAAUGGUUAUGGCCGUCAUGUGGUCGUUUGUGGCCUUGACGUGGACAUUUGUCUUUCUACGUCUGUACACGCGAGCUUUCAUCCUCAAAUCUGUUGGCCUGGAUGAUCACAUGUAUUGGCUCAGCGGCAUCGCGGCGUAUCAUGGAUUCGGACAAUCCAUGCCUGGCCCCGAUGCCUCCAAUAUCGCUUUCGACCACGCCGCCUACGCCAUCAAGAACCAGAUGAUUGGACAGACCUUUGCCGUUAUCGGAAUGUCGGUUGCCAAGUUUUCCCUCGGAUUCUUUCUGUUACGGAUUGUUGUCGAGAAGUGGCAGAGGAUUGUCAUAUGGUUCGCAAUGGUGGCAUUGUCAUUCUUUUCGGGUCUUUGCGCUAUAAUGUUCUGGCUGCAAUGCACACCGGUGACAAAGAUCUUUGAUCCUGUUCGGGUUGAGGGUGUUUGCAAUAUUUCCGUGACUCCAUAUGCAGUUGCACUAGGUGUCGACACUGUCCCACUGAUUAUAUGGUCUGCCGCCGAAAUGUCCAUCACGCUGAUGUGCGUCGGAAUCCCUAUUUUACUCCCUCUCUGGCGCAGAGUCGUCCGCGGAUCGAAAAUCUCCUCCGAACGAUAUUACAGAAGACAUGGUGAAAGUUAUGGAGAAGGGUUCAAUUUGGGCAGUGUGCUCCUUGGAUCAGAUAAGGCGAACAAUCGAGGCUUUCCAAAUGCUCCGGCUAAGCUUGGAAUCCGAGGACCUGGUACAAUUACCCGCAUUGCUGGUGAUAAUUAUAGCGACGAGUCAAUCCUCGGAUCAGAAUAUCGCAGAGGAGGGCCAUCACCUGUUGGCGGAAUUUGUGUCAAGCAAGACAUUCAGAUAGACUGGAGUGAUGCAAAGGAUAUUAGACAGUAA
Molecule: messenger RNA, 903 nt
Organism: Fusarium graminearum PH-1
Lineage: Eukaryota; Fungi; Ascomycota; Sordariomycetes; Hypocreales; Nectriaceae
Exons: 3
Coding region: 1-903 (300 amino acids)
Source: RefSeq, a predicted model, not a curated record